This is a messenger RNA of Aureobasidium subglaciale EXF-2481, 887 nucleotides long. RefSeq lists its product as uncharacterized. The coding region runs from base 251 to 724 and encodes 157 amino acids. Lineage: Eukaryota; Fungi; Ascomycota; Dothideomycetes; Dothideales; Saccotheciaceae. The transcript is spliced from 2 exons. The record is from RefSeq and is a predicted model, not a curated record.
UUCUCACAGCCGUUUCCUAAACUUCGCACUCUGGAUAUUGUACAUGAUGCAAUUUCUACUCCGCUUCUGUUUAGCAAGCUCAAGAACCUGAAGGCCCUGGGAAUGAGCAUCACGCAACCCGAAGGCCUUGCUGCGGUCAGAACUCUUGGAAGCUUGACGUCCUUAACAAUCAGGCUUACUGGAGGUGUUGACGUCGGAAGAUACAAGCAAGGACCAGAUUGGGAGAAGCUUGGGAGCUGUGAGGGGAUGCAUGACUUGUUUCCGCAGCUACCGAUUGGAGUAUCUGGACAUUGAACACCAGAUCUUGUCAGGAAAAGAACUUACCAUACUCGCUCGUAGCUGCCCUUCCCUACAGCUUCUGAAGCUCUAUGGCAUACAAUGGCAUGAAGAUAUGGCGCUCGAGGAUAAACUUGGGCGUUUUCCAAAACUGGAGACGUUGUCAGUGCUCGCCUUCUGUCCCUAUGAUAUAGGCCAUAUUGAACAUCUUCCGCUGGAUGACCAAGUCCGCCGAACUGUCAACAGUUCUCUCGAAAUGUUCACGGUGAUCUUUCCGCAGCUCACCAGAUUGUACACAGACGACUUUGUGGACCAGGAGCAUUUUGAGGUCUACAUGGUUGAAGCGUGGAAGAAGAGGAAAGGGCUUGACUAUCUCACCUUUGAGGAUGGACAUGUGCCCGAGGCAGAACUGCAGCGUAAACGCUGGGGGUUGAAUGAUGGGUGGUAGAUGUGAACGAGGAGUGCUGGUCAAGUGUUGGAGGUGAUGAGGAAGCAUGACUGGAAUGUUUUCACCCGGUGAGUGGCAGGGGGUCGAUCAAAUGACGGUAUACAUGCACCACGAGAGUGCAGGUAUGCAAGUGCCAGAGAGGCUGAUAACAGAAGGACUCUUG